UGUAAGUAGAAGGGGAAUUACCGUCAUUGAGCUUGUAAUUUUCCCUCUCUCUCCUCCGCUCUCCAGGAACACGACCAACAACCUCACAAAAUCAAAAAUAAAAGGGCGCAAAGCAGAAGUAAAUUAAGCUACGUUUCUCGUUUCUCUAGCUCUCACCACCAUCUCUUCCGGCCAACCUCACCGGGCUGCGACAGCGACGAAUACCCGCCAUCCAGCUAGUUUCCCGGUGAGGAUCCUGCGGUACCUGCCCAAUUAGCAAUAUCCUUCGUUCGGCGAUUCCCAGGAGCUGUAAGGACGAUACCAACCUUUUUGGGGGCUGCGAGGGCUUAGCCUUUAGUUUUAAAUUCGAAUCUUACUAUUUCAAGUUUUGCUUUGUCCUUAUAGGCAAGAUGGGUGAAACACCAAGCUUCCAACUGGGUGUUAUUGGUGCUCUGGUUCUUUCCGUGGCAUCAUCAGUGUCCAUUGUCAUCUGCAACAAAGCCUUGAUGAGCAAUCUUGGCUUCCCAUUUGCGACAACCCUCACUAGCUGGCAUCUCAUGGUCACCUUUUGCACUCUCCAUGUGGCACAACGCUUUAACGUGUUCGAGAACAAGUCGAUCGACAUGAAGACUGUGAUGCUCUUCGGCAUUCUAAACGGUGUGUCCAUUGGAUUACUCAACUUAAGUCUUGGGUUCAACUCCAUUGGUUUCUAUCAGAUGACCAAACUUGCAAUCAUACCCUUCACCGUGUUAUUGGAGACUGUAUUCCUUAAAAAGCAAUUCAGCCAGAAGAUAAAAUUUUCGCUUUCCCUUCUACUUAUUGGAGUUGGCAUUGCAUCCAUAACUGAUCUCCAGCUGAAUCUCGUUGGAUCAAUCCUCUCACUUCUGGCCAUUGCAACAACAUGUGUUGGUCAAAUUCUGACAAACACCAUACAGAAGAGGCUCAAUGUGUCCUCUACGCAGCUGCUCUACCAGUCUGCGCCCUUUCAAGCUGCUAUACUUUUCGUUUCAGGCCCCUUGGUGGAUCAAUGCCUCACCAAGCAAAACGUCUUUGCCUACCGAUACUCUCCUGUGGUCUUGGCAUUCAUCAUCCUUUCAUGCUUGAUUUCUGUGUCUGUCAACUUUAGCACCUUCUUGGUGAUUGGCAAGACAUCCCCGGUGACAUAUCAAGUGCUUGGUCAUCUAAAGACAUGUCUUGUUCUUGGUUUUGGUUACACAUUGCUACAUGAUCCCUUCACAGCAAGGAACAUUGUUGGCAUCUUGAUUGCCAUUUUCGGGAUGGGGUUGUAUUCAUACUUCUGCACUCAUGAGAACAAAAAGAAACAGGCAGCCGGUGAAUUCUUGUCAGCAUCUCAGAUCAAAGAUAAGGAAACUACGCCCCUUCUGGCAAGUAAGAACAUGGGUAUCCAAGAUAAAGAAAGUCACGAGGCUAAGAAAUCUUCCAAGGAUUCUCUUGUUUAGAAAUAGAGAAUGUCAAAAACGCAUUCCUUUCCAGAUAUUUUGAUUGGUGUAAAUGAUUUUGAUUCUUUAAAUAAAAUAUCAACUCUUCUUGUUUCAUUGGACCUUCA
Nelumbo nucifera (sacred lotus) is the source of this 1546-nucleotide messenger RNA. RefSeq names its product Nucleotide/sugar transporter family protein. Lineage: Eukaryota; Viridiplantae; Streptophyta; Magnoliopsida; Proteales; Nelumbonaceae. The record is from RefSeq and is a predicted model, not a curated record.